Molecule: messenger RNA, 4786 nt
Organism: Perca fluviatilis (European perch)
Lineage: Eukaryota; Metazoa; Chordata; Actinopteri; Perciformes; Percidae
Product: epidermal growth factor receptor substrate 15-like 1
Exons: 25
Coding region: 83-2632 (849 amino acids)
Biological process (GO): endosomal transport; endocytosis
Cellular component (GO): plasma membrane; clathrin coat of coated pit; cytoplasm
Molecular function (GO): cadherin binding; calcium ion binding
Source: RefSeq, a predicted model, not a curated record
GGAACCAGGGCCCCUCCGAUCGGUCGCCGCUCGUGCCCGCUCGAUUAAGGGACGUUUGCGCACUCCCGAGACACCAGGAAAUAUGGCGGCGCUCAUGACUCUGAGUCAGUUAUCAAGUGGAAACCCAGCCUAUGACAGUUAUUACAGACAGCUGGACCCAGGAAACACAGGCAAAAUAUCGGCUGGAGAUGCAGCUCAGUUCCUUAAGAAGUCAGGGCUGUCAGAUAGUACAUUGGGGAAGAUUUGGGAUUUGGCAGAUUCAGAAGGAAAAGGCUAUUUGGACAGACGGGGUUUCUUCAUUGCUCUGAGACUUGUGGCCUCAGCACAGGGUGGAAAUGAUAUCAGCCUUAACAACCUCAACCAAAACUUAGCUGCUCCCAAAUUUAAAGACACUAACAGCCCAUUAUUAAGUGUUUCAACGACAGGACCUGACUCCCAGUGGGCAAUUAGGUCUGAUGAAAAAGGGAAGUUUGAGGGCAUUUUUGAGAGUCUGUCCCCUGUGAAUGGUCUCCUCUCCGGUGAUAAAGUCAGGCCAGUUUUGAUAAACUCCAAACUACCUCUGGAUGCGUUAGGAAAGAUUUGGGACCUAAGUGAUGUGGACAAAGAUGGACACUUGGACAAAGAUGAAUUCACAGUGGCCUUGCAUCUUGUGUAUCGCGCCAUGGAGAAGGAGCCUGUCCCAACUACCUUACCCGCUUCCCUCAUCCCCCCAUCUAAAAGGAAGAAGUCUGCAGGAACCCUGCCAGGUGCUGUGGCUGUGCUGCCUACUCUGUCUGGGCUUAUGGCUGGCCCAGCCCCUCUAAAAGAAUCCCUGCGAAGCACUCCUCCUCUGGCCAGUGCUACUCCCUUCAGCAGCAGUACUGUCAACCUCUCUCCUAAACACUCCUUUAAAUCCAGCUCACCGCCAGUGGUGAACUGGGUGGUACCGGUGGCUGACAGAGAGCACUAUGAUGAGAUCUUCAAGAAAACAGACAGCGACAAUGACGGCCUUGUUAAUGGAACUGAGGUCAUAGAGAUCUUCAUGCAGUCCAGUCUCUCCCAGACUAUGCUGGCACAGAUAUGGGGACUCGCUGACACUAAACAGACGGGCAAGCUGACCCGGGAGCAGUUCUCUCUGGCCAUGUACCUAAUCCAGCAGAAGGUCAUUAAAGGCGCUGACCCUCCCUCCACUCUAACCCCAGACAUGAUUCCACCAUCAGAAAGGACUGCAGCCACAUUGGCGGGCCCUUGCUAUGUGGGGCUUAUGCCAGCUGUGAGACCUGAACUUGCUGCAGUCGCUAAUAUGCGCAGAGACAGCAGCAGUUCCACGGGGUCCGCCAAGCUGACGGGCAUCAAAGAGCUGGAUGACCUCAGCCAGGAAAUAGCUCAGCUGCAGAGAGAUAAAUUCAUUUUGGAGCAAGAAAUCAGGGAAAAGGAGGAAACCAUCAGACAGCAAAAUAGUGAAGUUCAGGACAUGCAGAAUGGAUUGGACAGGGAGAGCUGCAGCCUGCAGGACCUAGAGUCGCAGAAGCAGGAUGCCCAGGAACGUCUGGAGGAGAUGGACCAGCAGCGCUCCAAGCUGGAGGGAAUGCUCAACGACGUCAAGCAGAAGUGCCAGGAAGAGUCCCAGAGGAUCUCGUCUCUGCAGAGCCAGAUCCGCUCUCAGGAGACGGACCUCCAGAGCCAGGAGGAAGAGCUGAGCCGCACCAAGACGGACCUGAGCCGGCUGCAGGAGGAGGAGGCCCUGCUCGAGCAAAGUCUGCUCUCUGGUCGGGUCCAGCUGGACAGCAUCACCAAGUCGCUCAAAACCACUCAGGAAGAGAUCAACCAGGCACGCAGUAAGCUGUCGCUGAUCCAGGACAGCCAAAAGGAGAUGACCAAGACCAUUGAGCAGUACAACAGCGCUUUGAACGACAUCAACGGAGGAAACUUCAGCAACCUGCCGGACUUAAGUGAAGGGUUUGCUGAGAAGGAGAACGGAGGUUUCAGAAGUGCGGAUGACUCUUUCAAGUCAAAGAUAGCCAUGUUCAACAACAGCAGUGCUAAGGAGCCUCCAGCAGACCCCUUCCAGACAGAGGACCCCUUCAAGUCCGAUCCAUUCCUAGAUCCAUUUGGAGGAGAUCCUUUCAAAGAAAGCGACCCCUUCAAAGGCAACUUAACUGAAGAUUUUUUUCAGAGAACGGACAAGUCUAACCUGUUUGGAUCGUCAGACCCCUUCAGUAGAAAACCCACACCACCAGCCAAGCCAAGUGCCCUGACAUCUAACAGCCCAAAACCAGAUGUGUUUGGGACAGUGAGCCCCUUUGGAAGCAACUCUUUUGGAAGCAAGGGGGGUGGAUUUGCCGACUUUAGUCAGAUGUCAAAGAAGUCAGACAACCCAGUCCUCCCAUCAAAGAAAAAUGUGCCUAACCGGCCUGCACCUCCCUAUGGAGGUCUGCUCAGUUUGACUGCCUCAGAGCCGUCCCAGAGCGUUUGCUCCACAGCAGACAGUAAAGACUCUUUUGUUACUACACGCUCGAGUAAAGCGUCCAAAGACUGUCCUGUGGGUUUUGCAGUUUUGGGCUCUGAUCUGAAUGUGUCAAGUUUGGAAGUGAGAGCCAGACGCUGGAGUGGGUCAAGCAGGAGAGCGAGCGUGAGGAGCAGGAGAGGCUGAGGAGGCUGCGGCUCCAGGAGCAGCAGGACCUGGAACUGGCCAUCGCUCUCAGCAGGGCCGAUAUGCCCAGCGUCUGAUCAGCCAUGCCCCACCACAUCUUUUUGUCUUCUUGCUUCUGCCUUACAGUCCUCUGUCCGCAGGCACAUGACAACAGCACCAACACUGACUAGCAGCCCCUGUUACCAAUUUGUGUAAGGGACCAGUGUUUCUCUAGCCAUGACUGGACUCGAGUCAAACAACUCCACAUUUAGCAACCAGUUAUGGUUCAUUGCUCCCAAACUACGUGGCAACUAUAAUCAAGGACAAUACGGAGCCACUUGAUUUAAGCCUGGCUUCAUCCUGCAAGAACAUAGCGAUUUAACGCAACCCGAACCAGCAGGGUACUCCACUACAACCUACAUCUAGCUCCAUAUCUUGUUAUGGCUAAUCACCCUGCCUUAUCCAAAAGCCUUUCUGUUGCAAGUAAAAAAAAUAACUUGUUUUAUUUAUAUACAAAUGCAAUGAGUCUGUGGUGUAUGAAGUAUGUGUUCAAUGCACUGUAUAAACGGUUUUAUAUAACCUUUAAUAUUUGAAAAGAAAUUUGUAUGGAAAGUCAAACCAGAUACGCCAACUACUCUGCUGGCCUAUGAUUGAGUUUGUCCAAUUUCAAAUGUGUUUUUUUUUUUUUCUUUUCUUUUUUUGUAAAGAAACUUCUUCAUCUACUGUAAAUAUUAGUUAGAUGAUGGUUUUAUGUACAAGCACUGGAACAAAAAAACAAGCCUUUCUUAAAGGACCGGAGCUUAGUGAUCAGAUCGUCCAUGGCAUGCUUUAGGUUUUUAUUUAAAAUAUUACAGCUGUUUCUUACCAUUUAUGCCUGCAUAUGGAAUAUUUAUGGCCUUGAAGUACAAGGAUUAUUGAAGACAGGUUUGAAUAUAAUCAAACCCUCAAAUGGGAUCUAUAUGUCAAAGUAGAAAUAUGAAGUUUGGGAAUCCCUGCCAAGCAUUUUAGACCUAACAUAGCUUUGGUUAAAUAUGAUUAAGCCCCAUGUUAUCGGUCACCUCUUGUAUUUAAAAUAUUUAAGAUGCUAAUGAUAAUCAUUCAGGUCUUCCUUUUUUUUUGUUUUUUUUUAAACACAAUUCAGUCCACCUACAGCACUGUUGAACCAUCCCUCUGAUGUCAUCAGUCAUAUUGUUUAUCAUUGGUUGCCUUGUUGUUUCGCCAAAACAACUUGCACUCCCACACAACUUUAAGCCUCUAUAAAAUGGAAGUAGUAUAAACCUGCACUGUUUAUACUGGUGCUGUUAAUUGUAUCCUUUUUACUUCUUCACACUACCACUGAUGCACAAUGACAUCUGCUUCCAAUGUUUAGUUUUUCUCUCAAAAUUCAAAUCAACCGAUUGAUCUCUUUCUUUUUCUGGGAUUUUUUUUUCUUCUGUUCAUUAAUGUCUUAUGAUCCAUUUUGGGGACAUUUGUUUAAAUGACUUAAAAUAUUGCAUCCUUGUAAUUAUAUUACACUAAUCAGGUUUAUUUGGCACAUAAUGUAUGCACUGUAUAUUUCAGAGCUUACUGAACAUGUACAGAGGGACAGCGCCUUUUUAUCAACAUGUAACAUUGCACAGUGUACGUGAUUAUAAAAAAAAAAACUGUAAAAAAAUAAUUACUUUUAAUUAAAUAAAAGUGAUUUUUAACAUUCCUGGAACAAGGUAAGUCUUGCCUUUUAAGUUAGAUAUUUUAACUGCAAAAAAGAAGUAAGCCAGUUACCUGUCACAGCAGGUCAUAAAUAGUUCAUAAAUGUAUCAGCGAUAAAUAUAGAUGUUAUAUACUGUAGGUGGACUCAAGGAACAGUGCACAGAUAUGACGUGUUAUGAAGGAAGGCAAUAGUCAACUCUAUUCUUAGGUCUUAAACUGAUGCUUUGAUAAAAAGUACAGUACAGAGGUUUUCUAACAUGGAUCUAAGGUGUUUUGUUUUUGAUAUUGGAACCAAAAAAAGUGAAAUGAGAGUGAUACAUUUGCAUCUCCCACUGCAGAUAUUUUUGACCUAAUCUGUACUUCCUCUUUUCCUUCAGUGAAGUCAUGAUCUGGUUCACAGGUUCAAGUCACAUUCUGUGUGUACAUUUUAUUCUGGGGGAAUUGGAGAUAUAAAAUGACUGUGGAAGUGCGUGACAGCACUUUUGA